Molecule: messenger RNA, 23261 nt
Organism: Anolis carolinensis (green anole)
Lineage: Eukaryota; Metazoa; Chordata; Lepidosauria; Squamata; Anolidae
Gene: qki
Product: QKI, KH domain containing RNA binding
Exons: 2
Coding region: 18106-19149 (347 amino acids)
Biological process (GO): regulation of mRNA splicing, via spliceosome
Cellular component (GO): nucleus
Molecular function (GO): mRNA binding
Source: RefSeq, a predicted model, not a curated record
AAUUGGAGAAUGGUCUUAACCCUCAUCAGAGCUGACUUUAACAAAUGCUUAGUUUUCAACAGCUUUGAAAAAUGUAGCCUAGCAGUCAGUGACAUACUUGCACUUUUUGCACAUAGAAAUAAAAAUACUAUUAAUUAGGAAUAGCCUGUGCUAUGAUAUAACUAGUUGUGAUAUAUGAGUGUAUGGUAGUAUACUGACUGCUAUGUAUUCUGUACUAUUUGCUUUACUAAUCACCUAUUUCAUUGCAGUUCACAGUUAUUGACUUAGUUUUAAAUCAGUCUGUAGGCUUGAGGAAUUGCUUCAAAACUUUUUAAAUGGUAAAAACUGGAAGUUAUUUUAAAUUAGUAAUGAACCUUCAGUAUUAAAAAUGGCAUUAUUUAAGAUAGUCCUGCUGCAAGGAAGGCACUUCAGUGAAUAUGUGACUAGUAAAGCUGAAGUAUCUGGUUCUAAUAGAUUUCAUGAAAUAUUGUAAUCAAGUUUGUAAUAAAUUGUUGAUGCAGGUUAAGACCCGGAUGUUUAAAAUAAAUGCAAUAUUAAUUUGUGCAUAUAUACUCGGUAUACUAAGGUUAAAAAUGAAACUACUGUGCCUUAACUUGUUGCUUAGUUUAAAUGAUUUUUUUUAAAAAGAAGGUGAUCAUUUAAACUUCAUUUUGAUACGCCUGCUGUUAAUGUUUUUCAAAUGUUUUCUAACUGUCUUGGUAAUUGCAAUUUAACUAGGUGCGGUGGCUACUAAAGUUCGAAGGCACGAUAUGCGUGUCCAUCCUUACCAAAGGAUUGUGACCGCAGACAGAGCCGCCACCGGCAACUAACCUAUGACCUUCUGACCUCUGAACUCUUCACCCAAUGAUGACCUGACCAUGCCUGCCUGCUGAUCAGUUAACUGGUAAUCGCCUUUGCUUGCCUGUCUUCAGUGCAGCGAGCUGAGGCACUUGUCCGUUCGUCUUACCAUCUAACAAAAAAAAAAACAAACAAAAAAGACAAAGAAUUUGUUGUCCUCCAACUCAGCUUUUUUUCCCUGUUUGGGUGAAAGUGGUUCUAGAACCUGCACUGAAUAGUAGUAAAGCAAUAAGGUCCAAUUCAUCCCUCCGCACUGAUCAUCUUUUAGUGUCCCACCCUAAACGAAUGGUAAGAAGGGCCUCGCAAAAGAGAAGGAGGCAGAUGUCCCUUAACUCCCUGAUGACAGAGGCAGUUACUGUGAGACUUCUAGGAAUCUUUUUCUUCUCAUAAAGAAGUCAAAGCUCUCUUUGAAUGUACUGUAUGAUGAUGCGUCAUGCAUGAACCUUCUUUGGUCAGGGAUGUCAUUGGUGAAGGGAUUCCUAAAAGUAUUCAAAAUUUGACAUGGAGUUUAGUCACUACCAAUGCCCUCAAAGGGCAGAAGAUGCAGCCUUUUUUAUAUUACCUGCCAAAUUGGGUGUUUUUAAGAUUUAAAAAAGUGCCAUGAAAGAUAGGUUACUGAAUUUUUGAACUACAUCAAUGCAUAAACAAAACAGCAACACUAUUCAACCUAAUCCUGAAAUGCAGUUCGUUUCACUGUUCAUAAAUUUCCUUAAAAGAUUACACAAUUACAAGGUACAUGCAUUAUGUAUCACAUUACUGGGCAAACUGUUCAAAUAUUUUUUUAAACCUCCCUGUAUAGAGAAAAUUCAUAAGGAUGUAAAAGCCAUGCUUGCCUAUUUGCUGUAUACAUGUAAUGAAAUUGUAGAUAAAGUGUAGUGCAUUGAAACAAAUUGAAAAAAGUAGAUACUUUUACUAUACAAGGGUGCUGGUGCAGAAAAAAUAUAUUUUUGGAAAUGUAGCAUUUUAUACUUUCAAGUGUUAUAAAAAAGAAAAAAGAACAAAGAAACCCUUUAUUUCAUUAAAUGAUUUUUUCUGGUGGUUGUCGAGAAACAAAAGACCAAAAGAGCCUUUUUGUCUUUAUUUUUUAUUUUUUAAGUAUUGGAAUAAGUAUAAAGAAAAGAAAGUGCCUUAUUUUCUUCAUGAUCAUUUAGUCAGAUGUCUUGUAUAAUCAGCUCCUCCCUCAGACAGCAAGUUAAUGCAUGCCACUCAGUCGCCCAGUAUGUGAAAUGAAGCUGUGAGGAAAGACAAAUGAGUUGACCAUUUAAAUUACCUGGUUUUUGCCAUAGCAUAAUGCAACUUGGAAAGAUCCUAAACUGUGAAAUAGAAGUUUUCCACCAAUAGCCAACCACAAUAUUUUUGUACCAUGUUCCCUUUCAGUUGUAGACAAUAUAUUUUUAUAGUACUUGUUCAGCCUUAAACCAAAGGGUUCUAAGAUGCAGUCUCAUUUUUUAAAAUUUGAAGUAUUUGUUUAUAGUAUUUAUACAGUAGCAAGUAUUUCAUUUCCCCCUCUUCCAUUCAUAAGAGUAAGUUGUAUUGUGUCCAUUUAAAAUAGAUGCAGGAAAAUACAACAGAACUUGAACUUGCUACAAGAUACUGUUGUCUGUGACGAAAGCAAACAUUCAGACAACCAAUUUUUGAGGAUGCUUCUAAGUUUCUUUGUGUUUCAUUUAUCAUGCCAAAUAAGGUACACAGUGCAUAAUUCUCAUCAAACUCAUACUUGAUGAAUGUUAACUGCUGGUUGCGCUUUACUAAAAAGAAAAAAGUAUUAAGUUCUUCAAAGCCUAGCUGUGUUUCGUUUUGAAUUUUAAAAUGGUUUACAUAGCUGGGCUACUGAUGAUAAACACUUUACGCACAAAGGUGAGGUAUAAAAAUGAUCAAGUAGUCAAAUGCUAAUGGUCUUGAACCAGAUUUGGCAAAGAUCAGGUGAUAAAUUGCCCCCUCCAUUGUGUCAACUUAUUAUUCUAAAAAUGUCACAGCUUGCAAAGCAAAGGUCAAUAGUAAGUGAGGUAAGAGGGCUUUUUUUGAAAAGCACCUUCAUGGUGACUUUAUCAACAUUGUCUCACCUGGAAAAAAGUAUCAGUUUAUUUACUAUGCAAUAAACAUCCAUCCUUUUGUACUCAGCUAGCUUUUCUUUUAUCCUGCCACUGGCUUUGUCUUCCUGUUACACAUGGGGUUUUUCUUUUUUUUUUUUUUUUUUUUUUUUCUUUGGUUUGACUUUCAGUAUAUGCUGUGCCAUUUUGAUUUUUUUGUUUUGUUUGAUUGAUUAAACUUGCGACACUCAAAACAUUUUGGAGAGAGAAUUGCUAAAACAUUACCAGUAUUUGAUCCAGUUUCAUCUCAACUAUGAUAAACCUGGACAUUUUUAGAUGCUGAUCAAAGGUCUCUUCUUGGGAUAAGUGUGACUUUUAAAAGUAAUGUUUGUUCUGAAAAAGAGUUUGAAGACUUAGUUGACAACAUUUUGAUCAACUUAAAAGCAUGACUUUUGAAAUCUCUGAAUGCCUUGGUUCUCAGUAUUAUCAUUUUUAUGAAUUUUUCUUCAUUAAAAUAUGUAGUUUUAAGUCUUUUUUCUGACAGUAUUAUGUAAUUUUUUUAGAGUGGGUAUAUGGGAGUGUCACUUGUAUGUAACCGUACAGAUGACAUGUAUUUGUCUAUUCCUUUAUCUUAGUUUGAUGCUAUGUAUGUACCAUAACCAACCUAUUGCCUAUGAGAAACAUGUAAGAUAAUGUAUUUACAGCCAUUGUUACAAGUUUAUAAUGUAUUUUUCUAUCUUGUUUUAUAUGUAUGUUAUAUAACAUUCAGAAGAAUUUUUUUCCUGAUUGAGAAAAGGAUACAAAAUGCAAAACCCACAAUUUUGAUAACUGAGAAUUGCCAAUUGUUUUGCAGUACUUUAUUAUUAUAUUGGGAGUGUUGUCUUUCUUGGGCUUUUAGUUAGCUACUAAAUUGAAUACAUUUAGACAUAUUUGGAUUUUAGUUGGGUUUUUACAUAGCUUGCAUUUUAAUUCUUUGGUUCUUUGCUGUUUCUAUUAACCCAUAGCAUUAUUUUAAUAAAUGUUAUAAUACCAACCUACUAACUCUGGACUAUGUUGGUUUAUUAACAAUUACAUGUUUAAUUAAAAGAAACAAGGAAAGACAGAAGAAUGUAAAGUCUUGAGUACUUGGACUAACACUGAAGAACGUGACCACGGAUAACACAGCGUGACUUGUUUUAUGUUGUUUGUUUGGCUGACAUUCUGCACACUACUAUUAAACUGGCUUUGGUCAUUCUGGCCUCUUACCUUGUGGGUAUGUGCCAGUAACGUUGGGAACAAGUAGAAUUAUUGGAGGUAUUCUUCUUGUAGAGUCUUGCCACUUGCCUUUCAGCAUCUGCAUUACUAAUUCCACAUUUUCCUUCUUUGAAAUAAUCUCUGUCAGCUCACACAAAAGGGCAGAUACCAUCAUAUUGGUAAAUCAUAUGGUGUGCCCAGAAAAACCAGUUUGAUUCUUUGUUGAGCCAUUCUGAAGUUACACAAUUCAUAUAAUUUGAAAUCUUCUGAAUAAAGAGAACACUUGACCAUGUCAAUAUCUAACUGUUAAGCUAAAACACAAACAUAAUGAAAAAUCAUCAUCAAUUAAUGGCAAUAUCUUCUUGUUUCCAUAAUACAUGAUACUACACUACCCUAUAUGUUCAUGUAUAAGUCUAGAAAUGUUAGUCAAAAAAUCAAUUCAAAAAACUAAGUUUGUUUUAUGUAAAAAUACUGUAUCUUAACUCUUUUUAAAGAACCAUUCCCUUUUCUAAGAAUAGUGGUGAAAGGUAAAAGCUUAGUCUGUCCUAGGAGAACUAAAAAGAUGCAUUGGUCCCCCUACUUUUUCCACCUACUUUUGGCCUUUUUGAAUGCCUGUUGAGAAAAUUAUGGUGGCAGCCAAGGGCUCCUGGUCCCCUAAGGUGACACUGGUACUUUCCCCUUCCAAGGAAUAACUCUUAACUUGCUCAUGUAUUGCAUCAAAAUCCAUAAUUUUGGCCCCAAAACCUGCCCUCGACUUAUAUAAUAAGGGUCAGCUUAGACAUGAGUAUAUGUCUCACUAUUCCUAAAGGUGUACAAGUUGCAGGCUUUAAAUCACACAACUCUCAGGUAAAUGCACUGACUUCAAGCAGAUUACUCCCCAGUAAACAGUUCAAAUUUUGUAUCUUUAACUUCUAGGAUUCCAGAUUUCAAUCCCGUUUAGUACAAAGGAAUCCAGAAUCGUAUAAAGUCAAAAUAAGUCAUUUUUAACAAUUAUUUAAAAUACAGCAAACCUCAUAUAGAAGUAACUGUCCUAAAAUUAUUUGCUAUGUUUAUUCUCAUGGUUGAUUAUAACAACCAAGUACAGAAGUCAUUGUAAUAGCAAUCUAAAAACUUUGUUUUAACAUUUGUUAAAACCAUUGUUUCUGUGGUCAGUUCAUCUAUUUUUAAGUUAGCGCUAUUUUGUAUAUUUCUGGCAGUUUUCUUCACCGUAAAGCCUAGUAUUUGUUUGAAAUCCAUUCCUUUCCAUUGAUAAUGAAGAAGCCAGGCCCUUAUAUUUUAAGAAUGAAAAGAAAAACCUGUGAAGGUGAUAUUAUGUUUUUUUCCUUUCCUUUUUGUUUUAAAAUAAGAGGCAAAGCAUGGUGUCCCGAACCCCCUCCCAUCUUGUUUUUCAAAUCUUGGCAAGAUUUGUUUAGAGGGGAUUUGUCUAUGCCUUCUUCUGGAGCUGAAAGAAUGUGAUUUGUGAAUGUCACACAGCGGGUUUCCAUGUCCAUGUGGAAAUUCAAACCGUGAGCUUCACAUAAUUCAAACCACUAUACUACUCUGGCUGCCCCGAGGAUCCUGGAAAGCAAUUUUCCAUAUUUUUGCUUCUUCCUCACAUGUUUUAGGCCUAGGAGAAUGCAUUAGAUGUUACUCACUCUUUCUGUAAAAUAUGCAAUAAAUCGAUAGUCUUGGUUUUUAGUUUAUGUCACAUUAAACGCUAGUACAAAUUGAUAUAUUACAAUGUAAACACAGGUGCCUUACCAACUAAAGAUAACAUAAAAUAAAGAUAACAUAAUGACGUAAAAUGAAAAUUGCCAAAAUACUAUGCUCAGGCAUACUUGAGGGUUUUUUUUUUUUACUAAAGCUUAAUAUUAAUAAUUAUCAACAUGCCCUCCUAAAUUUUGUUUGCAUGCAAUAAACAUAGAGUUUAAGCAAAUUUUAUAAUUGCAAUUUAUGAUUCACUUCAAUCUCCUUAAUAACAUUAUAAUCAUUAACCUUUUCCAGUUCAAUAAAGGUUAAAAGUUUUGGGAUAGCUAAAAUCCAUAGUUGUGUGCACAUUUGAAGUUAGAACCAGUGUGGAUUAAAAUGCAUAGGAUAUAGGCAGGAAUUUUCAACAGCCACCAUGCCUGUUUCUUAACAAAGACCAAAAAACUAAGCCAUGCACAAUAUGGAAGAAAUAUAUUUAAGUCCAGGAGCAGCAUAGUGGGAUGCCAAUUUGGUAGACCCUUCUGAUUUGGAAAAACCUGCCCCUCAGAACAUUUGAAACAUUCCCGUCAGCCCUUUACUCAACAUCCCAUCUGUAUAGAUACUUGAGCUGGUAUCUUAAUAAUAAUGUAUGUAAUGUAGAAUGUCAGUCAAAUUAAAAUUAUCAUAUGAAGAUUUGAUUUCAAUCCUAUGUCAACUUGCCUAAAAGCAAGCCCAAUCCAAUUCACUUGAGCUUUUGAGCAAGCAUGUGUGGCAUUAUAGUGGUUGUGAGGUUUUGAAGAUCAUUAAUUAAGUUUAGAAGCCUAGUCCUUUUGGAAAGAAACCUAUGACUUACAAUUAUUUUUGGCCUCCAUUUAUCAAUAGUAGUAGUAGUAGUGGUAGUAAUUUAUUACCCUCCUCUCCCUGUGACUCGAAGCUAUCAUUAAAACAAGAUAUAAAACAUUAUAAAAUACAUAUACCAAGAUACACAGUUAAAAUACAAUUAAAAUCUACUAAUAAAAUCCAGAUUAAAAUUCACAACUUAAAAUUGACUGGGUAGACCUGCUGGAAGAGAUGGGUUUUAAUUUGCGUCUUAAAGUCUGACAGCUAAUAUAGCUGUUGGAAGUUCUUCUGGCAGGUCAUUCUAUAAUUUUGAGGCAGCUAAUGAAAAGGUCCUCUGGGUGACAAUUGCCAGUUGGGUUUUGGCAGGCUGCAGUAGAUUCCCCCCCCCCCCCUCCGGAGAAAGUGAUUCUGCAGGUAACCUGAACCGAAACCAUAUAGUAUGUUAAUUAUAGAAAAUGUUUCUUUUAAAAUAAACAAAUAAAGAAUAAAUAAAACUAUUCAAAGAAGUAACUGACUGACACAUUACAUACCAGAGAUAGAGAUAUAUGGUUGGCUCCUUCCAUUCAUAGAAGUUGGUUUCUAGAGGAGACUUCAUGUUGGAGUAAGUGUGAAGCAAUUUUUGCUGAUUCUCUUUUGCCCUGUAGUUCUAUUUAAUGACAUUCAUACUCAGUCAUCAGGAAAAGUGGGGUACAGCACAAAGACUGUAGCCAGAAGGGGGAACCUGAUAAAAUUGCUGUCCUGACCACUUCUUCGAGAAGCAACUCAAUAUUGCAAAAAUAAAUGUGAGAACUAACCUAUAUUUAGCAUCGUUAGCAGAAAAUACCAUAGAAAUGGUAUUGAUUUCUGAAUAUUAAAGUAACCCAAAAGUCUUUCAAAAAUGAAUUACAGCAUCUGGUCUUUAAGUGAAGUAGUAGAUACUCUUUUAAGAACUUUAGAGUUUUAUUUUCAGAUGACAACCUUCAAUGUAUUGUCUGGGAGGUGCAGAAGAACCACUGAUAUAAUUUCUAUAGGAAAUGCAAAUGUAGAGCCAUUUAGUGAAAGUAUGGCAGUUAUUUUAUACUAUAUAUAUGUUGACACAUGUUCCUAAAAUAAUACACAUUGCAUGGGAUAAAAAUAGGACCAAAGUUUAAAAACUGAUUUUGGCUACAAAUUAUGUAUCUACUUGGGGUUUUCUUCCUUAUACACAAUAUGUUCACAGUUGUCAAAUCAGCAUUUUAUGUAAUAAUCAAUUUUGAAUCAAACUGGUUACAAAAGAACAGUGCUUCUAGUUCCUUUUACACUGCCAGCUCACUAACUGCAGGCAUAAAAAUUCUACCUUGAAAUGGUUAUUUGAGAAGCAGAAGGUGUUUUACUUGUGGUAAUCACUACUGAAUGCCAAUUUUGUUGAUGGUUGACUACUAGAAAUUAUCAGUACAAAUUAUUCCCAGGACAGAGAUUUGCUUUUUUGAGAGUUGUUUUGUGCAAAAAUGUUUGAAUCAUUUAUUUAUUUAUUGUUUGUGCAACACAAUGUACAGUUGGAAAUAAAUAGUGUUGCCCAAACAUGUAAAUAAAAAAUGUAACACCUGUAAAUUAUGUGCAAUAAAAAACUGGAAACAUUACAUAUGCUUUAUCCUCGAAAGCGAAUUGACGUCUUUGAAGGGCUGCCAUUUUAUAAUUUAAGAAGUCAAAUAUUUUCUGUAUCAAAAUGUAUGGCAGAAUAAAGAAUGUACUUUUCACACUCUUUAACUGUCAUUAAUGAUUUUACAAACCUAAAAAGAUUCUAAAUUUCUAUAUCUGGUCAUCUGUUGAAUACUUUUUUCACAGUUGAGAGAAUAACUUUGUGUAUACCAAAAGCAAAAAGUGAAUAUAAAAAUAUGCUCAAAAUUAAAAUAGAAAAAUGAAGUGUGAAGCCCUGCAUCAAUGAGAAAAUUUUGCAUUAUAUCAAGGAGAAUACUUGUGCUUUUACAUGUUGGGAAAGAUACAUUAAGGUACUUACCAAUAAAGUAGUAGUAAUAAUAAUAAUAAUAAUAAUAAUAAUAAUAAUAAUAAUAAUAAUAAUAAUAAUUUAUUGCCUGCCUCUUCUUGCAGCUUGAGGUGGAAUACAACUUCAGUCAAACUAGAGAUAAUCACCAUUAAAAAAAGCCCAUACAACAAGAGACAGAGUUAAAAUCCACUGAUCAUAUGCAGAUUAGAGUUCACAACUUAAAAUUGACUGGGAUGAGUCUUCAGUUGUGGCUUAAAUUCCAAAUCCUGAUCUAGCUGCCAAAUCUCUUCUAGCAGGUCCAUUGUGUGAUGAUUGCCAGUCGGGUUCUGGUAGGCUGGAGUAGAUGCCCCUCAGAGGACCUCAGUGUCUUAAGGGGCGGAUUGUAUGGGAGAAGACUUAACUGUAGGUAAUCUGGACCCAAACCAUGUAGGGCUUUAAAGGUCAAAAACAACACUGUACUUUUCCCGGAAACGAAUUGGCAACUAGUGGAGUGACUUUAGUAUAGGUGCAAUGUGCUCACUCCUGGAUGUUCCUGUGACCAAGCUGGCUGUUGCGUUUUGAACUAAUUGGAGUUUCUGAACUUGAUACAGAGACGGCCCAAUGUAAAGUGCAUUGCAGAAGCCCAACCUUGAGGUUACCAGCGCAUUCAGUGCCGUAUUUAGGUCCUUGGAUUCUAGGAAAGGGCACAGCUACCAUAUCAGCAGAAGCUGAUAGCAAGCACUUCUGACCAUAGCAUCAACUUGGGCUAACAUUUGGAGAGAUGGAUCUGAGAGUUCUCCCAAGCUGCAAACAAGUCUUUGAGGGGGAUUGUAAUUACAUCCAAAACUGGUUGAUACACCUCCAUCUCUAGUUUAGAACCCUUAAUGGCAAGUCCCUCUGUUUUGUCUGAAUUCAGUUUCAAUUUGUUUUUCCUCAUCCAUUACCUCUUCCAGGCAUACAUUCAGAGGAGACACACUAUCCUUAGCUAGAGCUGUUUUUGAAGACAUAGAGAAAUGUAUUUUGGUGUCGUCAGUGUACUGAUUGCACCUUGCCUCAUGCCUUCAGAAGAUCUCUUCCAAAAGUUUCAUAUAAAUGUCAAAAAGCAUUGGGAAUAGAAUAGAGCUCUGUGGGAUGCCAUAUAACAGCUUCUUUUUUGAGGAGCAGCUUUCCUCAAGCACCACCAUCUGGAACCUGCCUGUCCACUGUGGCACAGUGCCUCUGAUUCCAACCCCCCCCUCCCCCCCCCCCCCCGGCGUUCCAGAAAGAUAACAUAGUUGAUGGUAUCAUCAAAAGCCGCUGGGAGAUCUAAAAGCACCAACAGAGACACAAACCCCUUGUCAGUAUUAGAGAUCAUCCACGAAGGCAACCAUAGCAGUGUAAACUCUGUAUCCUGGUUUGAAAUGGGUCGUGAAUGUAUGUGUUAUCAAAGACUUCCUGGAGCUGGAGAGCAACUGCUUUCUCAAUUACCCUACUCCAAAAAGGAAGGCUAGACACUUGUCUGUAGUCGAGUCCAGGGGAUCCAGGGAGGGCUUUUUCAGCAGUGAUCUAACUUCAGCUUUUUUAAAAUGAUGGAAAAUUUCCUGCUUUAAGAGAUGCAUUGAUAAUUCAUUGUACAGUAGCGUCUCACUUAUCCAACAUAAACAGGCUGGCAGAAUGUUGGAUAAGCAAAAAUAAGGAGGGAUUAAGGAAAAGCCUAUUAAACACUAAUUACGUUAAGAUUUUACAAAUUAAGCACCAAAACAUCAUAUUUUACAACAAAUUGACAGAAAAUGCAGUUCAAUACACAGUAACGUUAUGUAGUCAUUACUAUAUUAAUUUAGAAUCAAAACAUCGCAAUGUAUUGAAAACACUGACUACAAAAACGUUGACUACUAACAAAUUGACUACAAAUUAAGGUAGAAUUACAUAAAAUGAACUUACAGGAACAACGUUGUCAAAAUUAAAUCCGUAAAAAGUUCAGUCCUUGCUGUCUAGAGAAACAGUUGUGGAUCUGGGCGGGAGGCAGACUGCGUUGGAUAAUCCAGAAUGUUGGAUAAGUGAAUGUUGGAUAAAUGAGAAUACUGUAUUUGAAAUCUAAUUGUAUCUCCUUCCUGGAUGACCAGCCAAGAGCGGCAGGGAGCGAGAAAGCAGGUUGUCCUCCUUAUUUGCCCCAACAGUUUGUCCACAUCAACAAUACUCAUUUAUCCCACUCACAAGAGUUGCUGAAUACCUCAUCGUUGACCUCUGCUCCAAUGAUGGCAUCUAAGCCAGCUCUUAUGGGAGAGAUUUUAUCUGCGAAAGUCACUAAACUCUGAUUGAAUGCUGCUUACUGGAAGUACCAUACCUGAACAUUUCCCUUAUUUUAUGAUGUACAGUUCGCUGAAUAUAAAACUUUUUUUACAUACAUUUGGAAUUGUUGGGGUUUUCUUUUACUAUCCCUCUGAAUGUUCAAAGAAUUUGCAUUAAAAUAUUUCUUUUAUUUUCUUUGUUGUGUUGCUGGUCGGUGUGCAUGUGGGGGUGGUGGGAUAUUUUGGAAUCUUUUUCAGCCUCAAGCUGAAAUGAAUGUUUGGCUCCUUGUAGUCCAAGUUGCUUUUUCUUCCUUUACUAUACUUCUUUAGUUUUCCUAAUUCUGUAGUUCUGGUCUUCAGAUUUGCAUCAUUUCCCUGGUGUCCUCUCAUGCUGUUUUGCUUGACUGUUUAUUCCAUUCCCAACUGACACUAUUUCAGUACAGUAUUCUUAAACCCACUCAUGUACUGAACAGUGCUUGCUGCCUUGUUCAGGACCAUUCUCCCUUGCCACUCCCCUUACAUCAUGAUUCUCGUCAUAGAUAUUUUAUCCGGUGCUACAGUCAUUAGUUAACAAUGACUGGAAUCAGUUUUGUGCCCUGCAUGCUGGCAGCAUGGUAGUAAACUGCAUUCCUGAAAUAAUAAAGGAAAGAGAAAACAGUUCAGAGGCAACUCAGUCUUGUACCGAUCGUCAGGCUUCUGUGAGCACCAUAUUUGUCACAAACGUGUCAUGGAAAAUCCAUUAUCCCAGUAUGUUCAGUCACUACAUUAUGUAUAUCAGCCACUGUCUUUUCCCUGUUAUUUUGAUCAGCAUUCUAACCCCACAAUUUAUCUGAGCAUAUUAGUUCAUACUCUAGACCAGACUUAGUUCAGUUGCUUUCCAUUAUUUGGUUUCCCCAAUCCGUCAUGUUCAUCAUUAUAGUAAGUCAUAAAUGUUUCUAACUUAAAGAAUACAGUGUUCCCUUACUACUUUGCGGUUCACUUUUCACAGAUUUGCUAUUUCGUGGUUUUUCAAUAGCCUCUAAAAGACUAUUAUAAAUCAUAAAAAUUUACAAUUUACAGCUUAAAGAAGGGAGGAAGGAGAAGGGAGAGAAAAGGAGCCCAAGCGGCAACAGGAGGAGAAGGAGGUGAUUUAUCAACACACGAUUGGUUGAUAAAGACUAAAAAUAGUGUAUAACUACUAAAAUAAUGUAUAAAUAUUAAAAUAAAUAUAGUGUCCCUACUUCGCGGAUUUCCACUUAUUGCAGGUGGUCCUGGAACCUAACCCCCGCGAUAAGUGAGGAAACACUGUAUAUACUUUAUUAAGUGUCUUAACCAUGACCUGUUGAGGCACUGAUUUUAGAAUAGAUUUGGUAUAGACAUUUAAAAUAAUAAUGAACCUCCUUUUAUUGUUGUUGAGUAGUUGAAACCACGGGUACAUCAAGCAGUGACUUGAUAACAAGUAUGUAAUCCAGAUACAGAACAAAUAGGGUUGAAUGCAAUGCUUUCUGCAAUGUCUUUACUCCUCCUGGAACAUCUUUGUGUGUGAGAGACAGACAGACUCCACACUUCCCUGUUCAAGACUCCACAAAUUAUCUGCAACAUUUAUAAUAAAAGUGAGUUCUUUUUGUUGCAUGUCUUCAAGUCUUCAGUUUAUGGUGAUCCUAAGAUGUACCAAUCACAGUGUUUUCUUGGCAAGAUUUGUUCAGAGAGAAUCACCCAGUGGUUUUCCAUGACUAGGAGGGGAUUUGAACCCUGGUCUCCAGAGCUGUAGUUUAAAGCUGUACAAUGUGUUAACGUGGUGAGUUAAAAUCAGUUCACAGUUUCUUAAUUCUUGAACCUGAUACUCCGAUCUUCAGUGAGUUCUGUUUUACUGGAAUGUUUUAUCAUAACAAAGAGUAUAGUAUAGUAUGUGACAAAGUGUCACAUGAAUUUUCUAGGAACUUGGUUAGAGUACAAUUUUUCCUCUUUUUUAAGAGUAGAAGUGGUGAAACAUUGAAAUGCUGUCUUCCCACACAUAAACAUCUUGCUGCAUGUGACACACCUUGGCAAUUCUGGUGCAGGUACAGUAUUGAUAACAUGGCUAUAAAGUUUCCAAAAUCAGCAUAGAUAACCAGAGGAUCUCUCUACAUGUAUUGCAAAUAAAAUAUGCUCUCAUAACUUAAAUGUUUUCUAAUGCUGUCUGAUAUCCUCUGUUGCAAUCACUAGAAUAAAAGAAAAGCACUUUAGGUGUUACUUCAUUAUAUCUGGCCAUUAGUUUGACAGACUAAAAAGACUAGUUCUCUGUGCUCACCAUUCCAACUCAAGAUGUAAGAAGCAACUGAAAUUUGACACACUGUCCAUCUUCUUGUUUCUAUGCCUGCCUACCUCUGCCAGGUUCCUGUGCCUCAUUGACUGUCCUUCUGUAGGUGUCAUUCUUCAACUGUAGGGAUUGGGGUUUCAUAAAGAGCUGUUGGAAGUGCAAAAUGGAUGGACAUUUUCAUGACAAAAACAGCAUCAAUUCUCAAGAUGUAGCAGGCAAUAAUAAUAAUAAUAAUUUAUACCCUGCCACCAUCUCCCCUGGGGACUUGGGGCGGCUUACAUGGGGCAGAGCCCGAAAAAUACAAUCAAGCAAAAACAGCAUACAUACAAUUCACAGGAUAAUAAGAUAAAAAAACCAAAAUACAAUAUAAAACAGAGAUAUUAUAAUAGUUAAUAAUAUCAGUGAACCACGAAGUUCUGUUGUCUACAUAGGUGGAGGAACUGAAACAUCUAUGCAAGAGUACAAUGAUGAGAUAAAAUGCAUAGAUAAAACUAGGGGCCUAAUAAAAUGCUGGAUAAUACCAGAGAUGUGUAAUCUUGGCGAUGCAUUAUAUAAAGCUCUAAAACUACAUGUCUAAAAUUUGUCACAAUCUAGUCUGUUCUUUAGAGUCUACUAUGUCUCAAUUUUUUUCUACAAGUGUGUCAAUUUUUAAAGGGUACAAAAAUGCUGAUUUCCCAUUGCAAACCAAUAGGGAAGGACUGGUAAUCUGAAUUUCCAAAUUUCAGAUUUGGGGCUUGGAUUACUUUGGAUCUAUUCAUAUCUGGAUCAAAUGGGGAUCAGAUCGGAAUUCCUGAUUUAAGCACCAAAUCUCAUACUUAAUCCUAAUUAAUGAGUAAUCAAUUAUCUACUGUCUGCUUGCACAGCAAAAAGAGGAUCUGCUAUUUGAUAGUCACAGAAACAACUGCUUAACUAUGGCAGCUUAGUCAUUGUUCUGUCUUCUAAUGUCAGUUGAAAUAGAGCAUCAAGAUUCUUCUGGAAAAAAUAGUAUCUGUCUCACCAAUUAUUGACUUCCAUAAUCACCUACUCACCCAAUACACAGGGAAAGCAGCCUGUGUGGUUCCUACUCUCUUUGGUGAAGCUGAAGAUUUGUUCCAAUAAGUGAUUUUUUUCAUAGCAUGAAAUAAGAAGCUGAAAAAGCCAAAAACUAUAUGGAGAAGAUUUUUGUCUUCUGUCUUCUCAAAUAAUCUGAAUUUAGGGUGAUCCCAAAAACGCAUUGCAUUUUCUUAGGAAGGAGUACUCAAAGGUAGUUUUGCAGUUCCUUUCUCUGAAACAAGCUGCUAUAAAUUAAGAGAACAGCUGUUACUGGAAAACCAUGGAUUGCAAGGUAGGUGAUUGUUUCUAAACAAGUAUACCAGUAUAAAAAAAGAAAAGGUCCAGUAAAGGAAUCUGUUUCUUCUGACUCCUUUAUAAUAUUUAGACUUCGAUGACCAGUUUUUGGACAUUACAAAUGCCCAAUUUAAAAAUACUAGACACUUCAUAAGGGUUUUGUAGCAAUAGAUGUUCAUUUUUAAAGGAAAGGUAGCACCGAAUAAUAACACAAGGAAAUGAUGAACUAUGUGGUCAAAGAAAGAUAUGAAUCAAAAUUUCCCACAUCUAAGCUAAUUCAGAAUUAAGUCUGUUCCAGGGAUCUGACGUGCACACACAGGUCUGUGUACACUUCCCUGCUUGGCUGGACUUCAUGGUUCAGAAGAUGAAUUGAGUCUUUGUGUUUAUAUGUGUUUCAAAGUAAUUAUAUCUGAACAUGAGAGGCAACUGCAGGGCAUGGCAGCCGGCAGAAGUAUUUUGGUUGGAAAGUUUUUAGUGAUGGAAUGACGUUGGCACUGAUCAGAACCAACAGGCCAGGCAAAUUUGAUGAUACAUGAAGUGAAAGGGGUAGGUUGUUCCUAUUGUUAUCAUGUUGGUAUGAAUGCAUACAAUCAACUGGCAUACUAAAAAUUACCAGUUAGACUAUAACUUAAUGCUCACCCAUCCAACAAUGGUAGCUUGGAGUUCAAAGAGUUGUCCAAAAAGUACCAUUUCCAAAUUCUAGCCACUUGAAGGACUACAACCAAACUGAGGGGGCAGUUUGUUUAUAUUGAAUUAACUUUGCCAUCUUGUUAUUAGUCAGGAAUGUAGCAGGGUUUCAUGAAGUUCCUGUGUUUUCCUGAAAAGGGUAGAUCUUUUGUGAGUGUUUCCAAACACAAAAUUUCAAACUAUCUUCAAGCCUUCAACCUAAUGCCUCACAAAACACCUGGUGGACAUUCUCAGCGAACUUCUCUUGAAGGCAAGAAAUUUAUUUGGAUAUGGCAGCAGCAGGCAAAGCCCAGGUUUCUCAUGAAGCAGGGAAAAUUUAAAGGUACUGGGGGAGAGGAAGGGAGAAAUAGCAGUGGCUAAUUGAGUCAAGGCAAGCAAGCAACCUACCUCCCUCACCUUCAUCCUGCUCAAAGGUUAGAAGACCUUAAUGAAAAGCUUACAUCUAAUUCUACUAUGAGGAAUUUUAGACACUGCCUUUGUAUGAUUCUGACCUGCUUUUGUUCAUAGAUAUCAAAAUUAUUCACACACGUGAUUAGUCAAUGUGCUUAACACUAAAAUUAUUCCCUUCAUCCAGUUAUUUUUUUUGGCAUCCCUUUAUUUCUGUAUAUGUUGCUAGCUAGCACUUCCACACUCCCCUUUAACAAUUUUGAAGGACAGCCUCCUCAAACAGAGUACCUCCCAGAUUUUUGAACAUCAGUUUUUUCUUUGUGUACUCUGUGAAUGCACACUAGUGGAGAUAAUUGUGCCUGCGCAGGCUCCAACAGAAACUCUUCCAAGCUGAAUCUUUCAAAUUUUGGCAGUAACCCCACCCCACAUAAAAGACAGCCUUGUGCGCUCGCUCCCCAGUUCCUUUUUUCCACCGCAAAGCUCGCUUCAGAACCUUCCUCAUGUCGACCACACGUUUCAAGAGAUGCACCGUGUGUGCAGCUAAAAUCCCAGAUUCAGAUGGCCAUGCAAAUGCUUUCUGUGUCUGGAUGAAGGCCACGUAGUUGGUUCUUGCUGCCAUUGCUUGGCCUUCACAGCCCAAGCCAGGAAAAACAGAGCAGCCCGGCUUAAGGCGCUCCUCUACCAAAGGUCUCUUGUGCCUGAACGCUCGACUUCCACCUCGGCUCCACAAAAGGCAAGCUCAAUGCCCUCGAGAGCGUCAAAGAUUUUGAAAACUUCCAAAGCCUUGAAGCCUCCCUGCACAGUGACCAUCACUACAAUAUCGACCUGCUCAGGCAGGAUUGGACCUUCCUUGACUUCGAGCUUGGUGGCAUCGGUCCACACCCAUGUGGUGUCACCUCCUUCGACAUCGGUGAUGAAGAUUGCCUUUAAGAGGGCCCGUGUAGAAACACGCCGGGCCCAGUCGGAUUCCGCAGCUUUCUACCCAAUCCUUCCGACACUGGGGAAGUCCAUGCGGGCACCCUUGAAGCAACCCCCAGCCAAAAAGCGCCUGGUUCAAUAGUUCUCAUCCUCGGCCUCUUCGAAGAAGGACGUCCCUUCCUCCUUGACCACCUCGGCCAGGAGGUCUUCCCCGAUCCAACCGGCGCAACUGCAAAGAUCCUCUUCUCAAUCCCUGACCUGGCACUUGCCUGAAGGCGAAAUCCAGGAUUCACCCCACCACUCCACAGAGACUGUGGUCUUGGUGUCAGAUCCAGAGACUCGGCCCCAGCAACCUCAGGCCCGCCAGGAACCUUUCCCGCCAGUGAUAACUCCAAAAAGGGGUAGGCAAACAGCUUGUCUGACUAGAGCUGCACAACCCUCGGCUUCUAAAGACCCCAGACCUACCUCAUCUUCCCUUCCGCUGGCCCUACCUCCUUCAGAGACUGUGCCACCCUCUCCUCUUCGGUUCCCCCAAGGAACUGAGGAUGAUGAGCAGGACAAUGACCCUCCGGAAUCCAUACACUCCAACUCGGUCUUGUCCUUAGGCCUCAACCUCUCGCCAGCCCCAGAGGCCUACGAGGUUGAUCCACCUUCUCCUACCGACAGUGUUCGUACUUUUGCUGACCAGAUGGUCUGAAUGGCUGGAUCUAGAAUAAAACAAACUUCAAAAGCUGUUAACAACCUUGCCUUUAAAAAGGUCCAGGCAGAGGCCUCUCCGGCCACGCUACUACCUUUUCUUCCGUACUUGCUGGAUGUGAUCCAGGCAUUCUGGAAGACCCCGUCAUCAAUACCACUGACUUCAAAGAGGAUCGAAGCUCGACUCUCUGGCUCACCAUCAAAUUCAGAUGGCAAAACCAUGGGCAACACCGCUGGUAAGAUGAUCACACAUACGGUUGCCAUUCGCUACCACUCUUGGCUGAGGUUCUCUGGUCUCUCCUCAUCAAGGCAAGUUAUAGAAGACCUCCCCUUCGAUGCCUUGAGACUCCUUAAUGCUGGCACGGACAAUAAACUUAACCCAACCAAGACUUUAAAAUCUUAGCGGCCAAGUGCGAUGUACAACGACCGCAUGCUCAGAGAACAUGCUGGUACCACUAAUGGUUCCUUAAAUACUCUCACCAGCCCUUCCAACCACAGGGCUACAGACAUGCCCCUAGGCUGCUCCAACAAAACCAGCAGCAUCAACAACGCCACCAGCAGCAGCCGCCUAAACAUACCAAUUCACUGUACUCCCAUUUGGUUUGGUGACGGCACGGAGGGUCUUUACCAAGGUCAUAGCACCUCAGAAAACAAGGAAUCAUAGUCUUUCCCUAUCUCAACGACUGGCUUCUUGUUGCACCCAACCCUGCUGUGUUGGAACUCCACGUCGCCCAUACGCUCCAGUUACUGGACUCACUAGGCCUGCAAUUGAAUGCAAAAAAGUCAAAUCUCAUCCUGUUGAGAAAGAUGAAAUUCAUAGGUGCCCUCUUCAACUCAGUGUCUCAAACGGCUUCCCUACCACCAGACAGAUUUCUGGCCUUGCAACAUGAGAUUGCCACCUGCAAAUACAGCUGCAAGUUACGAGCGUGAUCCAUCCAGGUCCUCCUUGGCCACAUAGCCUCCACCAUCCUCGUCACUCCCUUCGCCAGGCUGCACCUCAUGCCACUCCAAAGGUGGUUCAUCAACAUCUUCAAGCCGGCUCGACACCCGAAUUCGAUCUACCUCAUGGUACUGCAACGUAUCCAUCGGUUCCUAUCCUGGUGGAUGAGUUUUUCCAAUGUUUGCAAGAGCCUACCAUUCCAUCCCCCCAUGCCGUCGGUCACCAUAACAAUCGACUCCUCCAAGUUUGCAUGGGGAGCACACUUAGGCAACCUCAUGAUUCAGGACCUCUGGUCCCCUCAAGAAAGAGCCCACCACAUAAACUUUCUCAAACUCCUAGCCAUUUACAAGGCUCUCAAAGCCUUCGCCCACCUCAUCACACAUAACACUGUCCAAAUCCAAACAGACAACAUGGUAGAGAUGUAUUACAUCAACAAACUGGGCGGCACUGGAUCGAGGAAACUAAUGAUCCUCUCCACCUGCCUGUGGCUCUGGUGCAUACAUCACAAGGUGUCCAUCCUAACUCUACACCUCCCAGGCAACAACUUUGCCGACUCCUUGAGCAGGAUGACAAAGUCCUCUCACGAGUGGCAGCUCGACUCGGAAGAUUCUUCACUCCAUCUUCAACGAGUGGGGAUGGCCAACAAUCAACCUCUUUGCGUCUCCUCAGAAUGCUCAGCUACCUCAGUACGGGGUGAAACUAUCCCCGGGAACAGCCCUGGGAGAUGCCUUUCUCCUCGAUUGGUUGGCAGAAUGCCUCUACAUCUUCCCUCCAAUCCCCUUGAUGCCGAAGAGACUGCAACUCGCCUUGACGUCGGCGAUCCUCAUAGCCCCCGCCUGGCCUCGCCAGCUAUGGUACCUGGCUCUUCUCCAAAUCUCAGGCAACCAUCGACCCCUGCCACUCCUACCUCACCUCCUCACCAGACAGAAUUUUAUUUAUUUAUUUAUUUAUUUUAUUUAUAUACCGCUCUUCUCCCCCAGGGGGACCCAGAGCGGUCUUACAUAAUGGCAAGAUUAAUGCCACAUAUAAUACAAAAUAUAGUAAAACAAACGAUCGUAAAAACACACUUAAAAACCAAUAUCAUACCCCAUUUAAAACAGUAAAACACUGUGUGGCCAUUACAACAGGGCCAGUAGCAUUGGGCCAAAAGUCAGAGCCAGACUGUAUUCAAUUACACAUUAAUCCAGCGAAUACAUCAGAUUAUAUCAACCGUAUCUUAGGAUGGGCCAAAAGCUUGGUCCCACAUCCAGGUCUUCAGCUGCUUCCUAAAAGACAUGAGUGAGGGGGCUUCCCUAAUCUCCCUUGGCAAGGAGUUCCACAGCCGUGGAGCCACCACCGAAAAAGCCCUGUCUCUCGUCCCUGCCAAACGCACCUGUGACGGUGGCGGGACCGAGAGCAGGGCCUCACUGGAAGAUCUUAAUCUGCGGGGCAGCUCAUAGGGGGAGAUACGUUCGGAGAGGUAAGUUGGACCAGAGCCGUUUAAGGUUUUGUAGUCCAAAGCCAGCACUUUAAAUUGUGCCCGGAAGCUAACAGGCAGCCAGUGGAGCUGCUUCAACAGAGGAGUUGUAUGCUCCCUGUACGGCACUCCAGUUAAUAACCUGGCUGCGGAACGUUGGACUAGUUCCAGCUUCCGAACAGUCUUUGAAGGCAACCCCACGUAGAGCGCAUUGCAAUAGUCCAAACGAGAUGUAACCAGAGCGUGGACCACCGUGGCCAUGUCAGGCUUCCCAAGGUAUGGGCGCAGUUGGCGCACAAGUUUGAGUUGUGCGAAGGCCCCCCUGGCCACCGCUGAAACCUGGGGUUCCAGGCUCAGCGAUGAGUCCAGGAGGACACCCAAACUGCGAACCUGGGCCUUCAGGGGGAGUGUGACCCCAUCCAGCACAGGCUGUAACCCUAUACCCUGUUCGGCCUUACAACUGACAAGGAGGACCUCUGUCUUGUCUGGAUUCAACUUCAAUUUGUUCACCCUCAUCCAGUCCGACACAGCAGCCAGGCACCGGUUCAGGAUCUGGACGGCCUCCUUGGAAGCUGGAGAAAAGGAGUGAUAGAGUUGGACAUCAUCUGCGUACAGAUGACACCGAACUCUAAAACUCCGGAUGAUCUCACCCAGUGGCUUCAUGUAGAUGUUAAACAACAAAGGGGACAGUACUGAACCCUGUGGGACUCCACAAGACAAUGGUUGUGGAGCCGAACAGCUGUCCCCUAUCAAUACCUUCUGGGUACGGUCCUCAAGGAAGGACUGGAGCCACUGCAAUGCAGUACCCCCAAGGCCCAUUCCCACGAGGCGACCCAGAAGGAUACCGUGGUCUACGGUAUCGAGGGCCGCUGAGAGAUCCCGAAGAACCAGCAGGGACACACUCCCUCUGUCGAGCUCUCUGCGGAGAUCAUCCACCAAGGAGACCAAGGCCGUCUCAGUUCCAUGCCCCGGUCUGAAGCCAGACUGUGCCGGAUCCAGAUAAUCAGAUGCUUCCAAGAAUCUCUGGAGUUGCGAGGCAACCACGCGUUCCACGACCUUGCCCAAAAAGGGGAGAUUGGAAACAGGCCGAAAGUUAUUCCAAUUAGUGGGGUCAAGUGAUGGCUUCUUCAACAGUGGUUUUAUUACGGCUUGUUUGAGGCCGGCUGGAAGUCUGCCUUCCCGGAAGGAGGCGUUCACCACCACUCUUACCCACUCGACCAACCCGCCUCUGGCUUCUUUAACCAGCCAGGAUGGGCAGGGGUCUAGGAUGCAUGUGGUCGCUCUCGCUUCUCCAAGGACCUUGUCCACGUCCUCGGGUUGCACAGAUUGAAAUGAAUCCAUCAAAAUAGGACAAGCAGGUGCUCUUGCUACAUCUUCGGAGAUUGCAUCAACCGCGGCGUCAAGCUCGGAACGAAUCAAAGCUAUUUUCUUUGAAAAGAACUGGGAAAAAGCUUCACAUUUCUCUGCCACAUCAUCUGUGGACGCAGUUUGAGGGGUGUUGUUAAGCAGCCCUCUGACAGUUCUAAAAAGCUCGGCAGGACGGUUUUUGGCUGCCUCAAUUCUAGAACUAUAAUAGGUUUUUUUACAGCAGCCAUUGCUUUGCAAUAUGUUUUCCUUUGGGCUUUAACCCGUUCUAAAUUUGAUUCGCUCCCUCGCUUUCACCACACACGCUCUAGACGCCUCGUCUCACGCUUCAUCGCUGCCAACUCCCUGGAGAACCAGGGCGCUAGUUUAGCUCUGCGCAUUGCGAGGGGCCGCUCCGGAGCGAUCGUGUCUAUUGCCCUGGCCAUCUCCCCAUUGUAGAGAGUGACCAGAGCAUCAACAGAAGGGCCAACUUCUUCAUCCCAACGUUCAGUCUCUUCACCUCUCAGCAUGGAACAUCUUGACAUAACCUCUUUUCACCCUAACCUACAAAAAAUCCUUCAGUCGGCCCAUAUGCCCUCCACAACAAGGGCUUAUUCCUAUAAGAUUGCUCGGUUCCUUACCUUUCUUCAGUCCUGAAGUGUCUCAACCAUCCCGCCAUCGGUACCGACAGUCCUCGACUUCUUACUCACCUUAGCAGACCAAGAACUAUCCUUGGCCUCCAUUAAGUCUUACCUGGUGGUGUUAUCAUGGGCUUUCCAACAGCAUGACCAACCCUCCCUCUCCUCCCACCACCUAAUUAAGACAGUCCUAAAAGGAUACACCAACCUCCGUCCGCCCAUCCAACCCCCGACACUGGGAUGGAGCCUCAAGCUUGUUCUUACUCAGCUCUCUGCCCCUCCAUUUCAUAGAAUCAUAGAACAGUAGAGUUGGAAGAGACCUCAUGGGUCAUCCAGUCUAACCCCCUGCCAAGAAGCAGGAAAUCACAUUCAAAGCACCCCCGACAGAUGGCCAUUCAGCCUCUGCUUAAAAGCCUCCAAAGAAGGAGCCUCCACCACACUCCGGGGCAGUGAGUUCCACUGCCGAACAGCUCUCACAGUGAGGAAGUUCUUCCUGAUGUUCAGGUGAAAUGUCCUUUCCUGUAGUUUGAAGCCAUUGUUCUGUGUCUUAGUCUGCAGGGCAGCAGAAAACAAGCUUGAUCCCUCCUCCCUAUGUAUUUGUACAUGGCUAUCAUGUCUCCUCUCAGCCUUCUCUUCUGCAGGCUAAACAUGCCUAGUUCUUUAAGUCGCUCCUCAUAAGGCUUGUUCUCCAGACCCUUGAUCAUUUUAGUUGCCCUCCUCUGGAUGCUUUCCAGCUUGUCAACAUCUCCCUUCAAUUGCGCUGGUGUCGGCUGACCUUCACCUCCUUUCCUGGAAAGUUGCUUUCUUUGUUGCUAUCACUUCAGCCCGAAGGCCUGAAUUGGCAGCUCUCAGGGUUGACGAACCCUACCUCUGUUUUCACCACGACUGGAUGGUUCUCAGGACAGAUAUCAUCUUCCUGCCUAAGGUGGUCUCCGCCUUCCAUGUAAACCAGGACAUCAUCCUCCCUGCCUUUUUUCAAAACCCAUCAUCUCCUUUGGAAAAGAGACUGCACUCCUUGAUGUUAGGAGAGCCCUUCUAUUUUACAAGGACAGGAUUCAGGGCACCAGAAAGACUGCCAGACUCUUUGUUUCCUAUGCCCCAGAUAAGAUGGGAAAUCCAAUCUCAUUCCAGAGACUUUACCACUGGAUUGCAAUAGAGCUCGCAUACCAGCUGGUUUGCCGCCCUCCUCCCCUCCUCGGUCUGACCAAGGUCUACAAGGGCCUUGGCAGCAUCUACAGCAUUCCUCAGGGGGAUCCCUCUCGACUCCAUGUGCAAGGCAGCUAUAUGGUCAAUGCCUUUGACCUUUGUUUCCCAUUACAGGAUAGACUCCAGAGCCCACAGAGACUCUGCCUUUGGCAGAUCGGUCCUCUCCUCCUGCAUUUCUUGAUGACUUUUUCUUCCUUUCCCUCUUUCAAAGAAAAAGACCAAAGACUCAAAGUUCAAUCUUUUCUAAUAUGUUUAUUGUUCAAAGAAAAGAGAAGAGAAAGAAAAGCUUUGUUCCCCUUUAAGGGUUGUGACAUCAUACUGAUCCAUCAAGGUUACACUCCGCCUUCACGGAAGGCCUAUUUUGCUUCUCCCACCUGUUGUGGUCCUCACACUUCACUACUGAGACUGUUGUAUGAGAUGAUACACACUACCUCCUCAGCUGUACUUGGGUGGCCACAGUACCCCUGAGCGUACUGUUGAUUGCAUACAUACAUUUCACUGAUGUGGGCCUUUUAACUUGCACUGUUAUUACAGUGAUUUGUGCCUUAAUAAAUACAGUGUUCCCUCACUA